Knipowitschia caucasica is the source of this 918-nucleotide messenger RNA. NCBI's taxonomy places the organism in Eukaryota, Metazoa, Chordata, Actinopteri, Gobiiformes, Gobiidae. The record is from the annotation of a GenBank genome assembly.
AUGUAUGACCUGUUGGAUUUCAUGGGAGAAGGCGUUUAUGGAGAGGUGUUCAAAGCCCUCAACAAACGCACAGGAGAAGUUGUGGCCUUAAAACAGGUAAAAAACAUAAAGCGUGCGUCAUAUUUCUGGCUUCGUGAACUCAGAAUGCUGCGUACCAUCGGCAGCCUGGAUGCAGACUCUAGCAAUUGUAUCUGUUUGAACAACUGCUUCAAAUCUGCUGAUGGCGACCACUUCAUGGAGUUUGAAAUGUUGGACCAGAACGUCCUCCAGUUCAUGGAGAAGAGAGACGCCCCAUUCUCUUUAAAAGAACUCCGGCCCAUGGCUAAAGGCCUCCUCGAGGCUUUGGACAGUCUGCGGUCUGUCGGUGUCAUUCACACUGAUAUAAAACUAGACAACAUUAUGUUUGUGGAUCAGGAAGCAAAGCCGUUCAAAGUUAAACUGAUUGACUUUGGCGUGGCAGAGUUUAGAAAGGAGAUGCAUAUUGGGGACUCUAUACAGCCGUUAGCUUACCGUGCCCCAGAAGUCAUCCUGGGCCUGCCACUGUCCGAGGCCGUGGACAUAAAGGUUUUCCUGGAUCUUCUAAAGAAAAUGCUGGAGGUGGACCCAGAGAAAAGGAUCACUCCAGCUGAGGCGCUCCUGCACCCCUUCAUCACCAUGAGCCACUUUAUACCCGCUUUAGCCUACAUAGCAAACUCAGAGCAACUACUGGGCUACAAACCGAAAAGCAGUGGCAUGUCAGAUAGUUCUGACGAUGAGGCCUCAGGGAAUGAAAACGACAGUAUACAAGCUUCAAAGGAAAUUCGGUACGAACAGAGGGACGUGAAUGCGGACGAUGGAUUUGGAAAGCUAUGGAUUCACAAAGCAGGGAAGACUGAAACUCACCAGAGACAUGGCGUUACCUGGGACACGACAGCAUGA